UAACAGUGACGUCACACGCACGAGGAGUGUGUGUCCGGGCAAAUCUCCCCAGUGCGCAGACUCACACACUCACACCCCCAUAACACUCACUUCUUCACCUCAAGUAACUAUAUAGGACUGCGCAGCUGGAAUAAAACAGGUGGACGGGGCUUGACGGCAAAAUGUGUGGAAGGACCGCGUGUACACUGGCUCCUGACGAGGUGAGCCGGGCCUGCUUGUACAGAAACCGGGGCGGGCAGCGGAGACAACCCGGUUGGAGGGACGGAGAUGCGGAUAAAUACCGACCCUCGUACAACAAGAGUCCCCAGUCCAUGAGUCCCGUGCUGCUGUCACACAGACAUUUUGACAAGAAUGCUCCUGCAGAUGAGUGUGUGUUAGCCGCCAUGCGUUGGGGCCUGGUACCUUCCUGGUUUAAAGAGGACGACCCGAGCAAGAUGCAGUACAGCACCAACAACUGCCGCAGUGAGAACAUCCUGCAGAAGAAGUCCUACAAGGAUCCAAUGUUGAAAGGACAGCGCUGUGUCAUCCUGGCUGACGGCUUCUACGAAUGGAAGCGGAAGGAGAAAACCAAGCAGCCCAUCUUCAUCUACUUCCCUCAGACUCAGAGGUCCGCUCAGGAGGAGAAAGAUGACAGCCUUGUCAAAACGUCGGGUUUGAACGCAGAGGCAGAAGAGUGGACAGGGUGGAGGCUGCUUACCAUGGCGGGACUUUUUGACUGCUGGACACCUCCCGCUGGCGGGGAGCCUCUCUACACGUACAGCGUCAUCACUGUCAACGCUUCGCCAAACCUGCAGAGCAUCCAUGAUAGGAUGCCGGCCAUCUUGGCGGGAGAGGAGGAAGUGAGGAGAUGGCUUGACUUCGGGGAGGUGAAGUCUUUGGAUGCCCUGAAACUGCUCCAGUCUGAAAAUAUUUUGACCUUUCAUCCCGUUUCAUCGCUCGUCAAUAACUCGCGCAACAACUCACCCGAGUGCCUCCAACCCGUGGACCUCAACCAGAAAAAGGAGCCAAAGCAGACAGCCAGCAGCCAGAUGAUGAAGAACUGGCUGGCAGGUGGAUCUUCAAAGAGGAAGGAGUCGGAUGCUUGUGGCGUUGAGGAAGACGGAGGAAAGGAGACACAGGCGGGAGCACUUCAGCAGUGGCUGCAGGGGGCUAAGAAGAAAGCAAAAACACAGUAGAGCACGACCGCUUCAUCUUUCAAUUCUGGUUAAUGUUCAUCCUUGUUUACAUACCGCAUUUUGCUUCAAAUAGAAUUUCAGAGAUAACCGCUUGUUGAAUUUGAGGAUUUAUUACCCUAUUACUUGAAAGGCAAAGACAUUUUUGAAACAUUGCUGCUAUGCAUGUAUUGUAUUAACACCAUGAUGAAUGCCUCUACUUCUACCACUUCAUUGAAAGUUGUGGUUCGUUAGUGAUUGUUUCUAAUCUACAAUGCAUUUCAGUUCGAACAGAAUUCAAGCAGACAAACACCUGAUUGGUUAAAAGAAAAGACAAGCACUUAUAGUUGGCCAAUCACGAGCAACUGGCAGUAAGACGUGGAGAUUUACAUCAUUUUUGUCUUCCCCCCCCCAACACAUGAUUGCAAUUGUACAGUCAAUAAAAAAAAACAGCUUUGCUAAUAA
Messenger RNA from Nerophis ophidion (straightnose pipefish), 1616 nucleotides. RefSeq names its product 5-hydroxymethylcytosine binding, ES cell specific (gene hmces). Gene Ontology annotation, biological process: DNA damage response. The record is from RefSeq and is a predicted model, not a curated record. The coding region runs from base 162 to 1175 and encodes 337 amino acids. Lineage: Eukaryota; Metazoa; Chordata; Actinopteri; Syngnathiformes; Syngnathidae. The transcript has 7 exons. Gene Ontology annotation, molecular function: single-stranded DNA binding.